Oncorhynchus mykiss (rainbow trout) is the source of this 3017-nucleotide messenger RNA. The record is from RefSeq and is a predicted model, not a curated record. Lineage: Eukaryota; Metazoa; Chordata; Actinopteri; Salmoniformes; Salmonidae.
AUACCAUAUAUGGGCAUUGAUGAGGAUAGUGGGUACUUGAACAGAAACAAAGACAAUCAGGCAAGCUCUAAAACUCCAGAAGAAAUCCAGAGGGGCCCUCAAACUAUUUUGGAAAAUACCUUGGACAUGGGACUUAGCGUAGACAUGGAUCACCCUCCCUCAGGAUCUCUGGAGUCACCUCCUGUCACUGAUUUCCAUGAAGAUGAGCAGAGUGGUUCAUCAUUCGUAUCAGUGCUAAUUUUAUCUGGUCAUCUCAUCACCCUGUUUUAUGAGUAUCUUGGAAUAUAUGGUGUUAUGAUGGUCACCAGCCUGCCAGAGCACUGGAAGUCAGGUCCAGACUUCUACAGCGUGUUCUGUGAACCCGUGCUGGUCACUGCAGGUGCCGGGGUCAUCGGCUUCCUCUUCUGGAGUAGCAUUCUAUCUGUCAAAAGCAAGUCAUAUCUAAUUACUGAAAAAGAGCUGGUGGACAGGAUGAAAAUGCUUGAACAAGAGAAGAAGGAGAUACUCCAAAAGGUCGCUGAACUGCAGCAACGGGGCGAAGAACUUAAAGAAAAUCAAAAGCUGUCUGAAAAAUCUGCCACUUUCUCUCUGGAGAAGAUCCAGGAUUUGGAGAAUAUUGUGCAAGAGAUGGAGAGACAAAAUGAGCUCCUGGAUGAGGAAAAUCACUUACUCGCCAUAUCCUUUGACAAAGAGCGGGCCAACACUGCGAAACAUGACGAUAUGAUGUCCGAAAUGGACAAAACCAUUGAGAAGUUGAAGCGCAGCAAGAAGAAGACCCAGGACGCACUCUCCAAGUCUACCAUUCUGAUGGAUGAAGUCAAGCUCCGUGAAGAUGCCCGGAAUGUCCAGCACCAGGUUCUGGAGAAGGAUAUUGCCACCCUGAAGGAGGAGAACCUCUCGCUGCACCAUGCUGCCAAGUUGUGGGAGGAGAAGCACAGGGAGACAAGAGAGCAGAUCAAAGUCUACCACAAGUCUCAGAAAGACCUGGAGGAUUCCCUCGUUCAAAAGGACCACAACGUUGAGGUUCUGUCUGACCUGCUAGGAGACCUGGAGGCCUGCGAUGACCUGAAAGGUGGAGUUGUGGCUAACGGGGAAGCCUUUAACGACAAGCAGACCAUCAUCCAAAACCGCGUUAAGCAAAUGAUGGUCGUCUCUCGGAACUUUCCACAGGUCCAGACCACUCUGUCUGUUGUGGAGAAAGAGCGCGAUCGCUUCAUGACCAAGCUGCUGAACGAAGAGAAGUCCAGGAAAGAGCUGGAAGAGCAAUUUCAGAAGUUGGAGCAUGACAUCUUGUUGGUGAAAAGUGACAAGAACCACAUGGAGAACCAGUACAAGACCCUGCAGCAGAAGAAUGACAUCAUGACUGAGAUGUACCAGCAGAAGGAGAACGCUUUGCAGCAGAAGCUGACCAAGGAGGAGUUUGAGCGCCCCAACAAGGAAGACCGGCUGACGAAGGUGGACAGCAAGGCCCUAGAGGAGGAGGUCAAGGUGUGUAGGCAGCGCGUUAAAGAGAUCCAGGAUAAGCUGAAACGGACCGAGAAGUCCUACAAAGCCCAGAUCAUUAAGCAGGAGCAGAAAUCUCACGAGAACUGGGCGAUUGCACGCGCCGCAGAGCAAGCUAUGUUCAACGAGAAGAAGGAAAACAUUCACCUUCAUAACUUACUGACUUCCAUGUCCAGCAAGCUGAAUGAGCUCCGUAGGCCUCUGUUCAAGCCCACCCUUGGGAUGGCUCCCAUGCCUCUCCGACGAGGACCACGACCUUGCGGCCGUUACCCUCCUGACCACAAACACCCAGUGGCUUCUAGACCUGACACCAUGGCCCCAAGUACAUCCUCACCAAGCGAUCUGGGCAGCUCGACCGCUCCACUAGAGUCACAGGCUGAGGCCCAGGCCUCCACAGAGAACCCAGAGGCAAACACUCGACCUCAGGGUCCUGGCUCCCUGCUGGUCUCUCCCAUCAGGCCCCCCCCCCGACUCAAGACCCGGCCCCCUCAGACCAGUCAUCAGCCAUCCCUCCGGACUCUGCUACCGUCCCAUUCCCGGACGCCACCACAUCCCUCCUCCCCCACCCUUCAUGCCUCCCGUGUACCGACCAGACAACGGACACUCAGGCAUGAUGCCUCCUGGACCCCCACCGCCUAACGGACACCCGUUGAUACCACCCGGACAUCGGCGUCCAACUCCUGGUGCUUACAGUCCCCCUUCCCCACACAACCGGUACCUUCCUCCACCUUCUCACUAUGAACCGGUGCCUCCCCCAUUCGGUGUUUCCGGCAGCACUCCUAUGGCCCGACCCAUGGGACCCCCACAUACCUACGUGCACUAUGGACCACUUGAUCACUCCAUCCUGCCCCCUGGGGUGGCCCCAUACCCUCAUGUCGGCCCCAGAGACUUCCCUGUGCAGCCACAGGUCCCACAUGGCCAUGACUCUUCAGUGGGCCCCCAGCCCGGCGCUGGCCCCCAGGGCCAGGGGCAAGACUAUAGGUCCCAGCAGGCAACAGCUGCCCCCCAGGACUCAGACAGAAAAUAAAUAUAUGAUAUACUUGCAAACAACAGAAGUAUCUAAAAAGUUAGUUCCUAUUAAAGCAUCAGAAAAUCAAUGUCUUAUGUUUCUUGUCUGAAAUGUAAUAGACUUGAAGAGGAGUAGUACUGAGGCUUGUUACUCUGCAAGAGGUCCUAUUGUGCAAUAACAUUUCUAUUGUGUGACUGAGCUUUUUAUAAAAGGUUAUUAUGUUGAUUUUUGUAUUCAUUUCACAAUGUUAUCAUGGUUUCCUGUGGAAAUUAUUAUUAAAAAGAAAUGGAGCCCAAGCUUUUGGGUUGCUUGAUCAAUCAUUUCAGAAGUACCAUAUUAUCUGAGCUCUUCCCAAAACUCUCUUCAGAAUGAACUGAAAGGGAAGGUUGAAAGUCAGAUGUAAUUUACUGUUCUUAGGAUAUUUUAUUAAUAAAACUGGUAAAAGAUACUGCAGUUUUCUAUUGUUCAUAUGACGCAUAUGACAACUUUUGCGAUCCAUUUUAGU